Molecule: messenger RNA, 3988 nt
Organism: Salarias fasciatus (jewelled blenny)
Lineage: Eukaryota; Metazoa; Chordata; Actinopteri; Blenniiformes; Blenniidae
Product: butyrophilin subfamily 3 member A3-like
Exons: 11
Coding region: 1884-3488 (534 amino acids)
Molecular function (GO): protein binding
Source: RefSeq, a predicted model, not a curated record
AUGAAACAAGGAUGCUUGAAACCUCUAAGUCUCAGCACAGGUUCUUUUAUUUGACUGAAGAUGAUCAGACCGCGAAGACGGUCUAUUCUAAUAAUAAAGUAAAGAUACGAGGCUCCUUGGACCAUCAGCCCUGCAGAGGUCAGAUCUUGUCAGAACCCCAGGUGAAAAUGUUGCCUGUCGAUGACAGAAAAGGGUCUUUGAAGCCUGUUUUUGCACAGUUAGGCAAGACUCUUUCUCUACACUUGAUCCUUGAAUUUUAUGACCUGAUCAGACCGUUACCAGACCUUCUUCUGGUUGGGAUGUUUCGAUCUCCUCCACCCUUAAGGCACUUAGGCAACAAUAAAUGUAGAGUCUGUUAAUCUCCUGACCGGAUCUUUUCUCCAGGGCUGUGGGUUCAACACCGUUUAUAGCUCACUCAAAGGCUAAACUAAAGUGAUCUUUCAAAUAUGCAGUCACAAAAUAAAAGAGCAGAGUAGUAAAAUCACAGUUUAGUCAUAUAAAUGGAUAGAAAUAUACAACAUAAGCUGGUAACUCACAUCCAUCAUCAUGUUGUCAAACCACUUCUCUUCAAUUCAUCGACACUGGUUCAUAGAAGUACUCAGAAACCUGCAGCUGUUCCACAUUUUGUCACAGCACACUCACUUGAAUUUACUCUAUCUGAUAAUAGAUACUAAUAUCAGGAUAAUUGUGAAGUGAAAUGAAAUGAAUCAUGUGUUUUUUUUGUUUUAACAAAUGAAAAUCUGAAAGGUGUGGUGUGACUGGAGGGCUGGGGGACACAAGGGUGGAGUUCCAAAGAUUCAUUGACAGUCUUGGUGAAUGUAGUCCAGGAAGUGGAGACAUAAGAGGCGGCAAGGAGACCUGGAGCACACAGAGAAGGAUCCUGGACAGACAGGAAGCAGGAGGCUAAAUCCUUUCAGGAGGGAAGGAGCUGGAACGGGAUUGGCUAACGGGGAGAUUGAAACACAGCUGAGGCAGACGGACGACAGGUGGAACUAAUGAAACACAGGGAGGGACGUGGACAGCAGGAGGAUGGACAGAGGACACACCAACAGGGAAAAAGACUGGAUCCUGAUUCUAAUUGAUCACCAAUAUUCAAGUGGACUCUUUAAUGACUCAUGUGUAAGGGACGGACUGCUUUGGGGGUUGCCAUGGGGACAUAAAAACUCUGGGCGUGGGUAGCCGAUGAGAGGAAGAAGGGGGCGGAUCAGGAAGUGAUGGGAAUGGCGGCAAAGAGAGCGAACGGCGUGAGGAGCCGAGCCCCAGCCUCGCUGUUUUGAGGUUCGGAGAGGCGGUUCAGCUUUGUGGCCGGGAGCGUCACAAAACCGUGGGCGCGCCUCGGACGGGCGUGUGGUGGGCUCCUGGCGAAGCUGCCUCGAGAGGACGCCUCGGGCUGACGGCGAAGUGUUUGGAGCGCCGCCAUUGAAAGUUUCCGGAUGAAGCGCUCAUGCGGAAGUGACUGAGAGCGGGCCCGGAGCGGAGCCCGUCCGGUUACUGAACGCCGAGCUGAGUGUGGAGUGAACCGAGGACGAGUGGUGCAUCUGGCGGAGGAUAGGCAGACGCCGAGUCUCCCGCAGUGUAAACCCGCCGCAACCCGCCCAGAGAUCACGAGUGUGUGUGGCAGAGCUACCGGAGAGGACGGCAGACUGCAGGGGGCGCCGCGUGCGUGGCUAAAGUGGAAUAUAAUUAAACACAAAGUUGUUCCCUGCCAUUCGGCUGUCAUCUCAGCGACCAUCUCUUUUACCUGCUGCACCUUGAUUCAUGUUUACUGUGGAGUCCAGAGGAAAAAAGGUUCAGACGGUCUUGUGGUCGGUUCUAAUGACUCGGUGCCUCACAGCCACACUGGAAGCAAACCCCUCUUAUCAGCAGUGUGGAAAGAUAAUGACAUGGUGAACCUGAGCUGUGAGUCUGAAGGCUGGUAUCCACAGCCUGUGAUGCGCUGGUCCGACCGGAAGGGAAAUCUGGCUGCUGCAGACGCGCGGUACGAUGAAGAUUCAUCUGGUCUUCAUUCGGCCCGCGGUUGGGUUCUUGCUCCCAGCGACUCGCAGGUUUCCUGCUCAGUCGGCAUCAAUAAUGAAGAUGCUAAAGAGGCCUGGUUCCACCUGGGAGAUCCUGAAAAAUCAGCACAAUAUAAACAACUUGCUUCUGAUUCAGACUGUGGAAGUGGUCCAUGGGUGGCCUUUGGGCUGCUCUUUGCUGCCAUCGUCAUUUCGUCAGCUGCACUUGGAGCAAUGUACAUCAGAAAGAGAGGCAGAAAAUCCAAACGCAAACAAGAUGAAACUGAAGGAAUGUUGCAUUUGUGGUUUGUGAUGCUGUGUGUGUCAUUCUGCACUGCUGCUUCUGGUUCAGACGGUCUUGUGGUCGGUUCUAAUGACUCGGUGCCUCACAGCCGCACUGGAAGCAAACCCCUCUUAUCAGCAGUGUGGAAAGAUAAUGACAUGGUCCACCUGAGCUGUGAGUCUGUAGGCUGGUAUCAACAGCCCGUGAUGCGCUGGAAAGACCAGAAGGGAAUUCUGCCUGCACACGUGCGGUACGAUCAAGAUCCAUCUGGUCUUCAUUCAGUCCACGGUUGGGUUCUUGUUCCCAGCGACUCGCAGGUUUCUUGCUCAGUCGGCCUCAUUAAUGAAGAAGCUAAAGUGGCCCGAUUCCACCUGGGAGAUCCUCCAAUAAAGGAAAAACCAGACAGUGGAAGUGGGGGAUGGGGAUGGGUGGCCUUUGGGCUGCUCUUUGCUGCCAUCGUCAUUGUGUCAGCUGUACUUGGAGCAAUGUACAUCAGAAAGAGAGGCAGAAAACCCAAACGCGAACAAGACGAAACUGAAGGGUUCCCACUGAUUCCAAGAGCUUCGCCUACAGUGCCACAGAAUCACUUUGAUCCAUCAGCAUUUAACGACAACUAUGUGAACAUCACACCGGAAGACAGAAAUAAUCCAUAUGUCGCAGUCAGCGGUGCAUGGCUGAGAACUUACAUGUUUGAUGAUUUUCCUGAUGGGCAGACGGUUACCUGUGUGACAGCUGUCAAAGGAACACCUGGAUUCUCCUCUGGACAACACUACUGGGAGGUUUCUCUGAAGAAUCCAAAUUUUCCUGAUCCCAAACAGUCCUGGUGGCUCGGAGUUACAAGCGCUUCUGAAAUUCCUCAUGAGGCAGAUUUUUCUCCAAACUCUUCCAAUGGUUUCUGGUUCUUGUCUUCUUCCAGAGACGUAGAAAAUAAGCUUCAAAUCAGCACAGAGCCACAGUUUUCACUGGCUGUCCAUGAUAGACCGUGUACAGUUGGUGUGUAUUUGAAUCAUGACAGUGGAGAGCUUUCCUUCUACAAUGUGGAGGAAAAAUGUCUGAUUGGAUCUUUAACUGCUGCUUUCACAGGGGAAGUGUUUCCACUGUUUAAUCCUGGGAAAGGUGAUGAAUCACCUAUGGAGAUUUUUCACAAGACAGAACAAACAGAGGGGGACAGUGACACUGGGAAUCAUGUAGCUUCUCCAGAACAAGAUUAAUUCUUCAUAUGAUCUUCGUAUCAACACCAGAUACAACUGGUACGAUUCACACCGACACAUCAUCACUCAUUUAAACUUUGCUGUGGAUUUAAUCAUUACUCUAAGUGUACUGCGGUUCUCUUUGAAACACUAUUGGGACUAUAUCUGUGUUUUUAAGCUCAGGAUUAUUUUGUAACUGAACAACUAAUGAACUUUUGCUUGUGCUCCUCUCCUCUAUGGCAGCUCCAUAAAUUAGACGUUCGACUUGUUUCAUUUUUUUGAUAUACGUAGUUCUUUUAGAUUGUAAACACUCCUAUGUCUGAAUGAUUUGUGUUUCUAAAACCACUUAUGAAAUUAAGUGGUUCUGAUGUUUAGAAACUGAAUUCCAUGUGAUUUUGCUGAACACUAUGUAUUGAAUUUGACCAUUUUUUCAACCUAUUUGUGGAAUUUCUGCGUGUCAAUGUCUCAAAAGAAACAGAUUUUGUGACUGUCGUGAGUUUGAAUAAACACAAUGAAUAAGA